AUGGGAGAUUCGAAGCUCGCUGCCGCGGCUCUGCUCGUCGUCGCCAUCCUCAUUGGUAUGCGCCUCUUCUCUCUCGCAUCGCCCCCUCUCCCUCCCCCACGAUGCUCUUUCGUCACCACUGCGAGCACCACCGUGAGCACCACCGCGAGCACCAGCAUGGGAGAUUCCAAGCCCGCUACCGCGCUCCCUUACUUGCAUGCCCCAAUUUCCUACCGAUCCUCCCAUGUGCCCUCCCCACGCCCCAACAACCCCGCGCCCCGUGGGCCCUCCCCACACCCCAACAACCCCGCACCCCGUGUGCCCUCCCCAUGCCCCAACAACACCGCGCCCCGUGUGCCCUCCCCACCCCUCUUCCCAUGUGACGCCCCCCCUGUGUGUGUGAGUAGUGUCUCUGAAAUCAACGCAUCAGUGAAGUCCAUCGGAGAUGACUUACGAGUUCACUCUAGACUCCCUCCCAUGCGCCCCUCCCAUGCGCCCCUCAUCCCCUUCCCCCUGCAUGCAUGUGUGAGCAGUACCACCAAGAUGGGCGCAUCAGUGAAGCAGUACCACCAAGAUAAGGCUACCAAAACGUUUACGGCCAGUGCCAGCCCAAUUAGCUUCCUCUUUCCACCCCAUCUAGCCCUCCAACGCCACUGCCCUGCUGAGAGCCACAGCACAACCCCUCGAUAA
Messenger RNA from Closterium sp. Naga37s-1, 669 nucleotides. NCBI's taxonomy places the organism in Eukaryota, Viridiplantae, Streptophyta, Zygnematophyceae, Desmidiales, Closteriaceae. The record is from the annotation of a GenBank genome assembly.